AUGCAGGUGGAUGCGGCUCUUGUGCUCUUCUGUGUUUGGCUCGCCGGUGCAGCUGGGAAGAUGGUCCAGUCGAGAGGCUACAAGCUGGAGACCUACAAACAAAGCAGGUCGCGGAGAGACACCAGGAUGGACGGGGCAGGAGGAGGAGGAGGAGGAGCAGGAGGAGGCCACAAAUCUGGGAGCCCCAUUUACAAACGAAGUCCAGACAUGACGAAGUCCCCGAUGACCAAAUCCGAGCAGCUCCUGAGAAUAGACGACCACGACUUCACCAUGAGGCCAGCGUUCGGAGGUCCUCCGAUUCCAGUUGGAGUAGACGUUCAGGUGGAAAGUCUGGACACCAUCUCCGAGGUUGAUAUGGACUUCACCAUGACGCUGUACCUGCGUCACUACUGGAAGGACGAGCGGCUGUCGUUCCCGAGCACCAACAACCAGAGCAUGACCUUCGACAGCCGCCUGGUGAAGAAGAUCUGGGUUCCCGACAUGUUCUUCGUCCACUCCAAGCGCUCCUUCAUCCACGACACCACCACGGACAACGUCAUGCUGAGGGUUUACCCCGACGGCAACGUGCUCUACAGCCUCAGAGUCACGGUCACCGCCAUGUGCAACAUGGACCUCAGCCGCUUCCCUCUGGACACCCAGACCUGCUCGCUGGAGAUUGAAAGCUAUGCGUACACGGAUGACGAUCUGAUGCUGUACUGGAAGAAAGGCAACGAGUCCCUGAACACAGAUGACAGAAUAUCUCUGUCCCAGUUCCUCAUCCAGAAAUUUCACACCACCACCAAGCUGGCUUUCUACAGCAGCACAGGCUGGUACAAUCGCUUGUACAUCCACUUCACCCUGCGGCGCCACAUCUUCUUCUUCCUGCUGCAGACGUACUUCCCCGCCACGCUGAUGGUCAUGCUGUCCUGGGUGUCCUUCUGGAUCGACCGCAGGGCCGUCCCCGCCAGGGUACCGCUCGGCAUCACCACAGUGCUGACCAUGUCCACCAUCAUCACCGGGGUCAACGCCUCCAUGCCGCGGGUCUCCUACAUUAAGGCAGUGGACAUUUACCUCUGGGUCAGUUUUGUCUUUGUCUUCCUGUCGGUGAUCGAGUACGCGGCGGUUAAUUACCUGUCCACCGUGCAGGAGAGGAAAGAGAGGAAGCUGAGAGAGAGACUGCCGUGCACGUGCGGCAUCGGAAACCCGGACGACAUGAUGAUCGACCCCCAGAUCACUGGCUACGGGUCCAUGGAUGUGAACACCACGGGGAACUAUGGCAUGCCAGAGAACGGCGGCCGCCAAGAACGGAUUUUGGCCCAGGUGGCGCUGAAUGACCCGCAGAUCGCAGGCCAGGUGAAGCCGUCCAGAGGCUACGUGAACAUCUGGAUAGACACCCACGCCAUAGACAAGUACUCCAGGGUUGUCUUUCCCGGAGCGUACAUCCUCUUUAACAUCAUCUACUGGUCCAUCUACUCAUAAACUAGGGGUGGAUGAAACUCCGUGAGAGCCGUCCACGGUGGGACGGCAGGAGCUCGGCUCAUUUGUGCGAGAGCAGGAAGGACAACUUUGCACUCGAUGCAACACUUCAGACAGACUAACUGCUCAUUAGAUGCAUGGGGACCAUUGUCAGAUGGGGGACCAUUGCCUUCUUGACCCAGCCACUUAAAACUGAUGACUUUAAAUACGAGCUACAAGCAGGACGGCUGUCGUUGUCGUCGCUCUCUCAAAUCUGUGUGGUUUCAUGUCGUAUCUAUAGCUCUGCACACAGAGACACACAGACAUGGACUCGUGUAACUGUGACUCGUUUUAAUGCAGUGACUCCAACCGCAAACUGAAAACAGGUCGGCAUUGAUCGGCGUGCGGACAGAUCCUCCAGCUCUGCAUGAGAGCAAAACCCGGUAGAGAAUGACAAACUAGACUUGUUCAGAGGAACCGCUGACAAACGCUCACUUCAUGAGAAAGUCGAUGCCACUCUUAUAAAUACCAAACCACAUCCAGCUGGAAACAGCCCGAUACGUCCAAGAUUAACAGUCCACCUACCAGCACCCCUAAAGUCCACUAAUUAUUCUAUCUUUUGAUUUAAUCCGUACAAAGACGACCAUAAAAGCCCCGUUCUGCUGAGGGUUAGGUGCUGGAGGACUUCCUUCCUGGGAUCAGCGACGUUAUGGGCUUUACGUUUCGAUAUAUUCUCCUUAAAAUGUUAAUUUGGCUUCUUCUGGUUCUUGAAGUCCCAGUUUUUCUUUUGCAGCAUGUUGGUAUGAUUCAGUUUCUGUUGCUCGUGAACUUUGUAUUGAUGCAGUUAUUUUGCUGUCAAGCUGCUGCGUUGCAUUUGUGUGAGUCGACAAAGUUUAGUAACAAAAAAAAAAGGCAAAAUACUAAUGCAGUAUAU
Stegastes partitus (bicolor damselfish) is the source of this 2368-nucleotide messenger RNA. Its product is annotated as gamma-aminobutyric acid receptor subunit rho-1-like. NCBI's taxonomy places the organism in Eukaryota, Metazoa, Chordata, Actinopteri, Pomacentridae. Gene Ontology annotation, biological process: monoatomic ion transmembrane transport. Gene Ontology annotation, molecular function: extracellular ligand-gated monoatomic ion channel activity; transmembrane signaling receptor activity. The record is from RefSeq and is a predicted model, not a curated record. Bases 1 to 1458 code for a protein of 485 amino acids. Gene Ontology annotation, cellular component: membrane. The transcript has 10 exons.